UCAAUUGAUUAUAUAUUCUUUCAUAGAUCGCUUUGUAACCAAUAUACAAGCUCAAUUGAUUAUAUAUUCUUUCAUAGAUCGCUUUGUAUCCAAUAUACAAGCUCAAUUGAUUAUAUAUUGUUUCAUAGAUCGCUUUGUAACCAAUAUACAAGCUCAAUUGAUUAUAUAUUCUUUCAUAGAUCGCUUUGUAACCAAUAUACAAGCUCAAUUGAUUAUAUGUUCUUUCAUAGAUCGCUUUGUAUCCAAUAUACAAGCUCAAUUGAUUAUAUAUUCUUUCAUAGAUCCCUUUGUAACCAAUAUACAAGCUCAAUUGAUUAUUUAUUCUUUCAUAGAUCGCUUUGUAUCCAAUAUACAAGCUCAAUUGAUUAUAUAUUCUUUCAUAGAUCGCUUUGUAUCCAAUAUACAAGCUCAAUUGAUUAUAUAUUCUUUCAUAGAUCGCUUUGUAUCCAAUACACAAGCUCAAUUGAUUAUAUAUUCUUUCAUAGAUCGCUUUGUAUCCAAUAUACAAGCUCAAUUGAUUAUAUAUGCUUUCAUAGAUCGCUUUGUAACCAAUAUACAAGCUCAAUUGGUUAUAUAUUCUUUCAUAGAUCGCUUUGUAACCAAUAUACAAGCUCAAUUGAUUAUAUAUUCUUUCAUAGAUCGCUUUGUAUCCAAUAUACAAGCUCAAUUGAUUAUAUAUUCUUUCAUAGAUCGCUUUGUAUCCAAUAUACAAGAUCAAUUGAUUAUAUAUUCUUUCAUAGAUCGCUUUGUAAC
This is a messenger RNA of Lottia gigantea (owl limpet), 753 nucleotides long. RefSeq lists its product as hypothetical. The annotation marks the transcript as partial. The record is from RefSeq and is a predicted model, not a curated record. NCBI's taxonomy places the organism in Eukaryota, Metazoa, Mollusca, Gastropoda, Lottiidae. The transcript has a single exon.